Molecule: messenger RNA, 1414 nt
Organism: Harpia harpyja (harpy eagle)
Lineage: Eukaryota; Metazoa; Chordata; Aves; Accipitriformes; Accipitridae
Gene: MVD
Product: mevalonate diphosphate decarboxylase
Biological process (GO): isopentenyl diphosphate biosynthetic process, mevalonate pathway; isoprenoid biosynthetic process
Cellular component (GO): cytosol
Molecular function (GO): ATP binding; diphosphomevalonate decarboxylase activity
Source: RefSeq, a predicted model, not a curated record
GUCCGCCCCUUUGCCGGGAGCGGCGGCGGCGGCGAGAUGGCGGAGGAGCGGGGCCUCGCCAUGGUCACCUGCACGGCCCCCGUCAACAUCGCCGUCAUCAAGUACUGGGGCAAGCGGGACAACGACCUGAUCCUGCCCAUCAACUCCUCCCUGAGCGUGACGCUGCACCAGGACCAGCUGAAGACCACCACCACGGCCGCCGCCAGCCGGGAUUUCGCAGAGGACCGGCUGUGGCUGAACGGGGAGGAGGCCGACGUGGGGCACCCCCGGCUGCAGGCCUGCCUGCGGGAGGUGCGGCGCCUGGCCCGUAAGCGCCGGGGCGGCAGCGACGAGGACGCAGCCCCGCUCAGCCUCUCCUACAAAAUCCACAUCGCCACCGAGAACAACUUCCCCACCGCCGCCGGCUUGGCAUCCUCCGCCGCCGGCUACGCCUGCCUGGUGUCGGCGCUGGCGCGGCUGUACGGCGUGGAGGGCGAGCUGUCGGAGGUGGCGCGGCGCGGCUCGGGCAGCGCCUGCCGCAGCAUGUUGGGGGGCUUCGUGCAGUGGCAGCGGGGCGAGCGGACCGACGGCAGGGACAGCCUCGCCCACCAAGUGGCCCCCGAGACGCACUGGCCGGAGCUCAGGGUCCUCGUCCUGGUGGUCAGUGGGGAGAAGAAGCAGGUGGGCAGCACGGCGGGGAUGCAGACCAGCGUGGACACCAGCCCCUUGCUGAAGCACCGGGCAGAGGCGGUGGUGCCAGAACGCCUGGCCCUGAUGAUGCGGCACAUCCGUGAGCGGGACUUCGAGGGCUUCGGGCAACUCGCCAUGCGGGACAGCAACCAGUUCCACGCCACCUGCCUCGACACCUUCCCCCCCAUCUUCUACCUCAACGACCUUUCGCGGCACAUCAUCGCCCUGGCACACCGCUUCAACGCCCACCACGGGCGCACCAAGGUAGCCUACACCUUCGACGCCGGCCCCAACGCCGUCAUCUUCACGCUGGCCGACACCGUGGCCGAGUUCGUGGAGGUGGUGAGACGCAGCUUCCCCCCCGCCGCCAACGGGGACCAGUUCGUGCGAGGGCUGCCGGUCGGCUCGGCCUCGCUGCCGGAGGAGCUGCUCGCGGCCGUGGUGACGGAGCCGGUGCCGGGGGCUGUCCGGUACAUCCUGCACACCAAGCCUGGCCCCGGCCCCCAGCUUGUGGAUGACCCCGGCCAGCACCUCCUGGGAGCGGACGGGCUGCCCCGCCGCCGUGCCUGAGCCCCGGUGACAUCGCCGGUGACACCGCCGGUGACGGCCGUGAUGCACCGGGACGGGGGGGCUCAGGGUGCUGAGUCCGGCCCGGUGCAAAGCCGUCCCCAGCCCCAGGGUGGGACGUGACUCCUGGGGCUGGUUUUUACUCUUUUGUAAGGAAAUAAGAGUUUUUCUGGCUGCA